Molecule: messenger RNA, 2358 nt
Organism: Oppiella nova
Lineage: Eukaryota; Metazoa; Arthropoda; Arachnida; Sarcoptiformes; Oppiidae
Source: the annotation of a GenBank genome assembly
UCCAACCGGUGCCCACUUUCUAACGGCGCUCACGGAAUCUGUUGUCCUAAAGAAGUGCGAAAACCAAUCGAAAGUCGCUUGCCGAUCCGAAUACCACUUCCUGUGAGGCCAUCCGCUAAAAUAAAACACAUUAGUUUGGAAGACAUUGAUAGAGCGGCGGCAGAAAGUCAUCGAUUUAUUGAGAACUAUAUCAGAACGGAAAGGGAGCUUAUUUCCAAAGGUGUGUUUCAAAGGCACGGAUCAACUCAAUCACAACAUCAGGCAUUCUUCGGGCCGUUCGAUGAAAAUCAGUUCCAACUGACAAAAGGAGGAUUCAUUAAUCUGUUGACUACUGACUUCCCUUACAAUGAGGUUAUGAAAGUACAAUUCAAACUAACCAAUGAAGAGGCCAGGGAUGGGCUCUGGAAGUACUCACUGGAAAACACUGAACUUGAAAAGUAUUGCAUUCAAGAGCCGGUUUGCAAACAAUCCAAAUACAGAUCGGCUGACGGGAGCUGUAAUAACCUUCAAAGACCUCUUUGGGGCAAAUCUAACACUCCGUUUGUCCGCCUAAUACCGCCCGCCUAUGCGGAUGGACUCAGUGUUUCGAGAAUAUCAGUUACUGGAGAAGAAUUACCCGGAGCUCGAUUCGUAUCAUUAGCGGCGGCCACCGAAAGUAAUAUAAAUGACAAAAAGUUUACUUUAUUUGUUAUGCAAUGGGGACAGGUAGGUUCAGCACAAUUUAUUGAUCACGACUUGACAUUAACGGCAUCGACCAGAGCAUCGACUGGUGAGGGACUCAUCUGUUGUCCGGAUGAGGCCCGCAGUCCGGGCGUCAGGAAUAUAAGACACCCCUCGUGUCUACCCAUUCCUAUUCCAAAAGGUGAUCCAUUCUAUACCAAACAUAGGCAGUCGUGUAUGAAUUUUGUUCGCAAUGCUCCCAGUCCUCGGGCUAACUGUGCAUUAGGCCAUAGGGAACAAAUGAAUACUUUGACACAAAUAAUCGAUGGAUCAAUGGUUUAUGGAUCAGAUAUAGAUCGAGCGAAGCACUUACGAGAAUUCAAAAGAGGACGACUUCGGAUAUCAAUUGUAAAUAAUGUCGAAUUCUUACCAUUCGAUACACAGAACCGAAGCGAUGAAUGUGCUGUUCCUGAAAGAGACAGAAACCGAGUCCAGUGUUUUGUUGGAGGUGAUGUACGAGUGAACGAACAGACAGGUCUGGCAAUGGUUCACAACCUAUUACUUCGGGAACACAACAGGUUGGCUGAGAUUUUGCUAAAACUGAAUCCCAAGUGGAAUGACGAGACGGUAUACCAAGAGGCCAGGCGUAUAGUGGCCGCACAGAUACAACACAUCACUUACAAUGAAUGGGCGCCACUCAUCAUAGGUCGAUCUGUAAUGAAAGAAUUCAAUAUAUUGCCAAAAGCUUAUGGAUAUUCUUUUGAUUACGACCCCAAACUCAAUCCAAAUAUAAUCAACUCAUUUGCCACCGCAGCCUAUCGUUUCCAUACUUUAAUUCAGGGUUUUAUUGAAUUAAUGGAUAGCAAUGGCAGAGUUACAGAAAAACUGCAAUUAAGAAAUCUCUUCAAUAACCCUCAAACUCUUUAUAGAAACGGGGCUUUUGAUGAAUACCUUAAUGGCUAUACAGCAGAACCGACGCAAACAUUUGAUAAACAUUUUACACAAGAAUUAACUGAACAUUUGUUUGAAGAGCGAAAUACAGGGUUUGGUAUGGAUUUAAUCGCAUUGAAUAUACAGAGAGGCCGAGAGCACGGACUGCCCGGUUAUAACGAAUACCGAAAGAUAUGCGGAAUGAAUGCAAUUAAUUCAUUCAAGGAAUUGGAUCGAGUCAUGCAAUCCGGUUCCGCUCAGACUUUUGCUAAAUUAUAUAAAUCUGUAGAUGACAUCGAUUUGUUCAUCGCUGGUAAUCAUGAGAAGCGCUUAGCGGAUGCUGUGGUGGGCCCUACUUUUGCGUGCAUUUUGGCUGAACAGCACCGAAGAAACAAAUUGGGCGACAGAUUCUGGUAUGAAAACGGAGAUAUGGCUCACUCUUUCACUGAAGAGCAAUUGCGAGAAAUUCGUAAAUCGAGUUUAGCUCGACUUAUAUGUGAUAACAGCGACCAAAUCAAAGUCAUGCAACCCUUGGCCUUCCUUCAGCCAAUCAAUUGGAAUUCUCGCAUUCCUUGCGACAGAAUAGCAAAAGUGAAUCUUCAGUAUUGGAGGGGAGAGAAGGACUUCGGAAGUUCUGCCAGACUUUCGCUCGAAAAUUAACACAACUUUUAAAUGAAUGUAUGUUUUCAAGAAUUCUUAAGUGUUUUAGUAAUAUUACAAUCAUUUAAUAUUCGUAUCAAAUAUAACUAUGAAAUAAAUUAAUGGUUA